AUGAAGAAGAAGAAGAACAUUUCUCUUAACAAUAUUAGAAAGGAUUCUCCUCAUCAUGGGAAGGAUGAUGCCCAUAAUGGAAAUUACCCCACUGCCACUCACACCACCACUCGUACUCCCACUUCUUCUACUACUAUUACUACUACUACUACUACAACUAAUACUCUUCACAACAAGAAUGAGACUCAUCUCUCUUUGUCAUCGUUACAAGAGACAAGUAUCUCGUGGAAAAAUCUCUACAAUCUCUUAUUGCGUAAUAAUAAUGAUCAUAACAAUACUACUACUCAUUCUACUAAUCAUCAUAAUAAUACUACAAAUUCUACAACCUCGUCGAUCUAUGAUACUUCUUCUACAAUGAGUAAACCCUUACAUGGUGGUGAUCAAAAAAGUCCUCUUAUCGAUCCAAAUACUUUGGCUGAAAACAAAAUUCUUUCAAAACUUGAUGCUCUUCAGAACCUCAUGCAAAAACUGUGUCAACAAUACAUUCAAAGAAUUUUAUUGGAAUUUUAUUCAUCAAAGAAUUCUUCUCAACAACAACCAUCUCAACAACAACAACAUAAUGGUCUAUCAAAUAAUUCUUCUUAUCAACAACAACAACAUGUUCUAAAACGAUUGAAUGAAAUUAUUCAAAAAGAAUCUUUACAAAAUGCUUUGAUUUAUUUUCAUAAUUUACCACAAAAGAAUGAUCCUUCAUUUAUUUUGUAUUUAUUUCAAACCAUUCUCAAUCAUCGAAUGAAUUUAAAGAUUUUGAAUGAACGUGUUGCUGUAGAUUAUAAAAAGAGUGUUGAAAAUUCAAUCAUGAGAAUUGUCAGAGAAAAGUCAAUCACAACAAAUUCUCCCAUUUCAUGUGCCAUCUACAAAUCAGCCAUUGAAUUAUUGAUAUUUUUUGAAGGAUAUCAAAGUGCCAUGAAAUUGAUCAACCAUCAAUUUAUAAAACCUAUUUUUAAAAAGAAAAAGAACAUUUCAAGUAUUAAUGAAAAGACCAUUCAAAAGAACACUCCAAGUAUUAAUGAAAAGAACACUCCAAGUCAUGAAACAAGUCAUGAAAAGAACACUCAAAGUUCAAUUUUUGAUGACAAGUAUUUUACUAUCAAUGAUUUGAGAGAUGUAUUUCACAUUGUGAUUGAAAGUAGAAUUCAUUCCAUGAUGACACAUGAUAUUGAUGAAUUAUUUAAAUAUUUAAAUACACCAUCGAAACUCAUUUUAAAUGAAAAGAAUAUCAUUGGAUUUAAUUCAAAAACAUUUGAAUUAAUGAUUUUAAAUACAAAAUCAUUUAAAGAAGCUCUUCAAGUCUAUGAAUCAAUUCCAUCCGAAUAUUUAAAAAAAGGAUCUCAUAGUGCUCUUUUGAAACAAGCAUUGAAAUUUCAAGCACCAGUGGAAUGUAUUCAAAGUCAUGUAUUACCUAAAAUAGAAUUAGAUGAUGAUGGAUAUUCUUUAUUGUUAGAAUAUUAUGCCUCCAUUGGUGAUUUAAACCAAGUGAAAAAUAUUUUUAAUCAAAUCAACAAUCAUUCAAUGAAUACUACUCUUAUGAAUACUAAUUCUAAUACUAGUAGUAAUAAUACUACUCUUAUGAAUACUAAUUCUAAUACUAGUAGUAAUAAUAAUAAUAUCAUCAUUACUGGUCAUACCACUACUCCUACUACUACUACUACUACUGAUCAUACCACUACUCCUACUACUUUAAAUCAUCACACUCAUCAUUCAUUGAAUGAUAUCAUCAUCACCAAUAAUAAUUCUCCAAUAAUUAAUAACUAUUACCACAAUCACUAUCCUUUAACCUAUCGAACUGCUGUGAAAUAUCUCAGUCAUGAAAUGGAUUUACUUUCCAUAUUGAAAGCAUGCAUUCAAUUAGAUCUUCCAAUCACACAAUUCACUCAUUUACCAAAAUUUAAUGGUAAACCAUCGGAUGUCAUUUCCUAUUUUGAAGAAUUAAUGAAAAUGUAUUGGAAUGAUCCAAUGCAUUCAAAUGAAGAAAUUAAAAGAAUGAUCACUCUUAUUGGACAAUAUUUUGGAUGGAAUUCAUUAUCUUUUAUUUAUAGAUAUAUUUUGAAUACUAUGAAUAAUACUAAUACUACUACGAUGAAUACGAUGAAUACUACCUCUAUUACUACUACUUCUAGGAAUACAUCUCUCUUAACACAAAUCAUUAUGAAUCAAUUGAUUCAAUGCAUGUCUUCACAUAACAUGGAUGUCGCAUUGCAAUGGUUUUCAAAUUCUUUAAAAAAUCACUCAAUUCUUCUUCCUCUUUACAAGGAAACUUUUCAAUUCUUAUACAAUCAAUUGCAUACAAGUGCCAUGACUGAAGAUGAAAAGAAAUUUGCAUUAGAAUUUUUCAAAGCUCACUAUAAACACUUUAAAGCAGUGAAAAGUGAUAAUAAUAUCAGUAAUAAUAAUAUCAGUAAUAGUAACAAUAGUAAUAAUAUCAGUAAUAAUAAUAAUACCAUCACUAGUGAUCAUAAUGAUAUUAUUAUUUAUCAAGAUGAGAAUGGUCGACCAUGUACACCACAAGAACUCUCUUUAAAUAUUUGGAGAUCAAAAAUUGAAGAAUCCAUUUCAAAUUCAAGAUAUGAAUACCUCAAGAAGGUGAUUAAGAAAUAUGUCAUAGAACGUAGCCACAUGAAUAGUAAUGAUCAUCAUCAUAGUAAUACAAAUAACAUGAAUAGUAAUGAUCAUCAUCAUACAAAUAGUCAUCAUGAUAGAGAUUAUCAUCGUAAUAUUUUAACUUCUAGCAAACUAGUGAGUGAAGAAUUUAUUAUUGAGACUGUGAUUGAAUCAUUUUGUAAGAACCAUCGAACACUAUUUGCUUCCACAAUUUUCUCUCAAUUAUUAUCUGAAUUGGCAAUUGCAUUGAAACACAUGGAAGAGAGUGAAUUUGAAUACGAUCAUGUGAAGAAUUAUUCCAACAUUAAUCAUCAAACAGUGUCUCAUGGUAGUGAUGCCAUCACUUAUCAUAGUAAUAAGAAUGGCAAUGCUGGUAAUUCAACGAGUAGUAGUAGUAGUAGUACUUUGAAAAUUGAACCAAUUUCUCCUCUCAUUUAUUCCAUACCUUCUUGUUAUGAAUUUCUAUGCAAAUUAUUUCAUAUUAUUUUUGAACACAUGAGUGAAUCUAUAACUAGUAGUAAUAGUAGUAGUAGUCAUAGUACAAUCUCAAGCAUGCUAACGACUAGUACAACUUCUACCUCUUCAACGACUGAUAGUAACGAAUUAAUGAAACGUCAUUACCAUCGAAUGAUGACUUUUUAUGAUCAAACCAUUCAAAGAAUACCUUCUCUUCAAUGGAAUACUCAUACAUUGAGAAUCUAUUUAAAGGCACAUUUCAAUACUGAACAUGUUCGAUCCAUUCUAUUAGAGAGAUAUUUGUGUGAUGAAGAAGAGAUUGAUGAUUCUAUUGUUUCAACAACAACUAGUAGUAGUAAUAAUAGUAAUAAUAGCAAUAAUAGUAAUAAUAGCAAUAAUAGUAAUAGUAAUAAUAGUAAUAGCAAUAAUAGUAGUGCUGUCUCUACCACUCUUCAUCAAGAGGUUACUACUCCUCCUCAUGAAAUCUCCUCAUCUCUCAUCAUUUUAGAUACACAAACAUGUAGUAUGAUUCUCUUAUAUUUAUUACAACAACAUGAUACUCCAAUCCUCACAUCUAAAACUCAAUUAACAUUUGAAAAGAAAAUUGAAGACAUGACAUGCUAUCUUGAGAGUUUUCCAAAUCAUGAAACUUUUGCUUUAAUGGCAAGAUAUUAUUUUGAAAUUUUGAAAAAUCAUGAAAAGGCCAUUCAAAUGUGUCAUACUUUGAUUAGACUUUAUCCUCAAAUUAUUACAUCUUAUAAUGUAUUACUCGAUGUGUAUUCAAAAACAGGUAAUGAUUUGAAUGUCAUUGAUCAUGUUCAUUUAUGGAUACGACAAAAUAAGGCAAAUCCAAAUUUAGAAACAUUUCGAACACUUCUAUUGGCCUAUUUGAAACACAAGAAUUACAUCACUAGUGCCAUCUCUAUAUUCAAAGAAAUGUAUCAAGUGUAUCACAUCAUUCCUACCGAUGAUAUUACUCUCAAUCUAUUUGAUACAUUACAAGAUUCUAAUUUAAGAAAGAGUUUUGAAUAUCAAAAAUCAAUAUUUGAAUCUGUUUUAGCAUUUAGAAAUGAUUAUUAUAGAAAUAAUGAUGUUGGUGGUGGUCAUGGUGGUGAGAAGACAAAUUCAACAUUAUUGAAUCAUGUGAUUGAAAAUUUUUUAACACUCACGACGAGUUGUUUCUUGAGAGGAAUGGAAAAAGUCACACAUUUCAAUGAUGAUCCAUCUCCAAUCUUUUCUAUUUUGAAUGUUAUACUUGAUGUGGAACGACGCAACAAGUUGUUGGGUGAUAAUGAUCUACGGUCUAUUAGUCGUAGUCGUAGCAGUAGAACUAGUGGUGGUGGUGGUAAUAGUAAUACCAAGUUAACUACUAAUUCAAUGAAAGAUACUUGUUCAAGUGGCCUCACUCAUGUCAACAACCACAUGACUUUUAACUCGUAUCCACCUAUUCAAUGUACGAAUGAAAUUUAUUACUAUGCCACACUAUUAUUGAUGAAAUUUAACAAAUCAUUCACCAAAAAGAAGAGUUCUACUACUAACAAUUCUCCUAUUUCUAGAAAUAAUACCAUUCGAAAUGAAGAUGAGAUAUCGACAGCACCACUCAACUCUGCACUUUACACUUACAUUUCACAACAAUAUAUUCCAUUUACGAACAUUGGUACCCUUAAUGGUAUUUUAAUGUCCCUCUUUAGACAACAUUAUUUCUCUGCUGCUUGGAUUUUAUAUAAUAUGAGACCUAGAGAAUUGAAAGGAGAUUUAUUAACAUUUUAUAUACUCACAAACUGUUGUAGAGAUGAUUCUGAUUAUUUUGAACUUGGAUUAUUGUACCAAGAAUUAUAUGUGAAGAAUGAUAAAUGUGUAUCCGGAACGAACAUGAUGAUACAUUUGGAAGAUGAAUUCUCAAUGAGCACUUUAUUGAAUCGAUUUUUAAUAUUAACAUUGCGCUUUGAACCUGAUCGAGUAUUAGAAGUGAUCGAGAAUUUCAUUUCACAUGAUCAAUUAUUCGAAAUUUCACCUGUAAUUCAAUCGAGAGUGAUACAAAUAGCAAGAAAGUUGAAUCGGAGUGAUGUUGAAGGGAAAUUGGCACUGUUUGGAGAUUAUCAAAGUGGUAGGAGUGAUGACUAUACAGAGCGACAAGCAGAAGGAGUUGAAUUGCCUUAA
Molecule: messenger RNA, 5217 nt
Organism: Naegleria fowleri
Lineage: Eukaryota; Heterolobosea; Eutetramitea; Acrasida; Naegleriidae
Exons: 1
Coding region: 1-5217 (1738 amino acids)
Molecular function (GO): protein binding
Source: RefSeq, a predicted model, not a curated record